GAAAGAUUUCCGCUACCGGAAAUGACGUUCUGUAUAUCAAUAUUUACGUCAUCCAUCAAUCACUUUGACAGUUCGAUUAUUGCAUUCGACUAAAUCGCUUAUAAUUUGCGGGGUAAAUCCAUAGAAAAGCAAAAAUGACUGACGACUUUGUAUUUGAUACGGAAUACGGUUUGGAAUAUAGUGAAGACAGUACUUCAGAGCCGGAUGUCGAUUUAGAAAAUCAAUACUAUCUAGCAAAAGGCAUUAAGGAAGACAAUGCAAAAGGUGCGAUUCCAGCGUUUGAAAAAGUGCUGGAGUUACAGGGCGAUGUGCGAGGCGAAUGGGGCUUUAAGGCGUUGAAGCAACUGGUGAAAAUUCAUUUUGCAUUGAAAAACUAUGUGGAAACUAUGAAGUACUACAAGGAAUUACUGGGUUACAUAAACAACGCGGUUACGAAAAAUCACGGCGAGAAAUCAAUCAAUUCGAUUUUGGAUUUCACAUCGAACUCGACCGAUAUUGAGAUGCUUCAAAAGUUUUACGAAACUACCUUAGAAGCAUUGCGCAAAGGAAAAAAUGAACGAUUAUGGUUUAAAACAAAUACCAAACUGGGAAAAGUGUUUCUAGAGCGAGGAGACUUUUUCAAAUUAUCGGGCAUAAUUAAAGAACUAAAGAACAGCUGCAAGUUCGAAGAAAAUGAUCUGGAUCCCCACAUGGGGACUCAGAUGCUCGAGAUAUUCGCACUUGAAAUUCAAAUGUAUACGGAACAAAAGAACGAUAAAAAACUUAAAAAACUGUACGAAAAGUCGUUGAGGGUGCGAUCAGCGGUGCCACAUCCCUUGAUAAUGAGCGUCAUCCGAGAAUGCGGUGGCAAGAUGCAUUUGCGCGCUGGCGAAUUUGACAAAGCCUAUACCGAUUUUUUCGAAGCUUUCAAAAACUAUGACGAUUCAGGAAAUCCACGUAGAAUUAACUGCCUAAAAUACUUGAUUUUGAACAGCAUGUUGAUGAAAAGUGACAUCAAUCCGUUCGAUUCACAAGAGGCAAAACCGUACGCUAAUGAACAGGAGAUCAAGACUUUUAUGCUGCUCAUAAACGCAUUUCAAAACUCGAAAAUUGAGGAAUUUGUCGAAAUUUUUGAGAAAAACAAGAAAUCGCUAAUGGCUGAUCCAUUCAUCCGAGAACACGUAGAGCAACUGAUCAAAUGCGUUCGCGGCAAUGCGAUUCUACUUCUCGUAAAGCCGUACAAGAUCAUAAGCAUUCCAUUCAUAAGCAAAAAUUUGAAUAUUGACGAAGAAGAAGUGGAGAAUUUGCUUGUUUCCCACAUUUUGGAUGGCUCGAUUAAAGGGCGAAUUGAUCAAGUGAAGGGAGUCUUGAGAAUGACUGAUAACAGCACUGCUGACCGAUAUGUUGCCCUGGAAAAAUGGGCGCAAAGUUUGGAAAUCGCAUGUGAUUCGAUUUUCUUAUAAGCUAAAGAUUCGUCUUAUUUUGCUACUGUUACUCUGAUGUUUUUUGAGUGAUUUCUUAGACUAAUUUGAGUUUUUCCGUGUAAAAAUAAAGGAAGUUUAUUGGUUUGCCAACAGGAAAA
Messenger RNA from Dendroctonus ponderosae (mountain pine beetle), 1561 nucleotides. RefSeq names its product COP9 signalosome complex subunit 2. Gene Ontology annotation, molecular function: protein binding. Lineage: Eukaryota; Metazoa; Arthropoda; Insecta; Coleoptera; Curculionidae. The record is from RefSeq and is a predicted model, not a curated record. Gene Ontology annotation, cellular component: COP9 signalosome. The transcript has 5 exons. Gene Ontology annotation, biological process: protein deneddylation. Bases 135 to 1442 code for a protein of 435 amino acids.